Molecule: messenger RNA, 849 nt
Organism: Penicillium angulare
Lineage: Eukaryota; Fungi; Ascomycota; Eurotiomycetes; Eurotiales; Aspergillaceae
Exons: 4
Coding region: 1-849 (282 amino acids)
Molecular function (GO): oxidoreductase activity, acting on CH-OH group of donors; flavin adenine dinucleotide binding
Source: RefSeq, a predicted model, not a curated record
AUGCAUUCAGGCGUUGGACCUGCAGCUCAAUUGAAAAGGCAUAAGAUCGAAGUCGUUCAUGACAUCCCAUCGGUCGGCGAGGGACUUCGCGAUCACUGCUUUGUCCCGAUGGUUAACACUCGCACAGACACUAGUACCGAUCGAAAAGCUUCUCAUGGCUCGCAGAAAGCCAUGGAUAACUGGGUCAUGGGCAACGUUUCCUGCGAGCUAGACAUCGGAUGGUUCAAGCCAACUGAGAAGUUGAGGACCUGGCCAGAGUUCCUUGCCCUCCCAGAGUAUGAGCAACGGUACCUUCUCCAAGGCACUGUCCCCCAUUUCGAGAUGAUCAUACAUUCCCCCACCUUUUUCAAUGCACUGAACUAUCAUUGUUUCCUCGUUUUCUUGUUCAACGCCCAAACUCGUGGCCAGGUUAUGCUGCAAUCCUCAGAUGCUGAUGCUCCGCUCCUCUUCGAUGCAAAGUUUCUUGCGCAUCCAUUUUAUCGUCGCCUGGCAGUCGAAGCUCCCCGGGGCUCUUUCCGAUAUACCAAGGACAGCGUAGCUAAUCUCGCGAUGCCUCAAGACGCGUCGGAUGAAGAAUUACUCGGUUAUUGGCUCGCAAACAUCUCGUCCAGCUGGAAUAUGACAGGUACCGUCAAGAUGGGCAAGAGUGGCGACUCUGACGCUAUUGUGGACGCAGAUUUCAAGGUAAUUGGUAUCGAGAACCUGCGUAUUGCGGAUAUGGGCGUGGUGCCUGUUUUGGUGAAUGCUCAUAUUCAAGUGGUAGCGUAUGUCACGGGUGUAACUUGCGCCGAGAAGUUGCAAAGGGACUACCAAUUCAACCAAAAAGUUCAAGGACGUAGUGCUCUUUAA